AUGAAUAGAUUUGAAGAAGCUUUGGAGUAUUAUAAUUUAGCAAUUCAGAAAAACCCAGGAAAAGCAGAGUAUUUUAAUGGCAAAGGUAUAAAUUAAUGAUAAAUAUUAUUUUUUAGCGAUUGCUUUAAUGUCAAUGAAUAGAUUUGAAGAAGCCUUGGAGAAUUAUGAUUCAGCUAUUCAAAAAAACCCAGAAAACGCAGAUUAUUAUUACGGCAAAGGUAUAAUGUUAGUUAAUUAAUUAUAGCUGAUUUUCUAUAAAUUAUCAAUAGACUUGAAGAAGCUUUACUAUAUUAUGAUUCAGCUAUUCAGAAAAACCCAGAAAAAGUAGAUUAUUAUAAUGGCAAAGGUAUAAAUUAAUGAUGUAUAUAUCUUUUUAGCAAUUGCCCUAUUAAAAAUGAAUAGAUUUGAAGAAACUUUACAAUAUUUUGAUUCAGCUAUUCACAAAAAUCCAGAAAAAGCAGAUUAUUAUAAUGGUAAAGGUAUAAAUUAAUAAUGAAUAUUUUUUUUUAGCGAUUGCCUUAUUCAAAAUGGAUAGAUUUGAAGAAGCUUAAGAAUAUUUUGAUUCAGCUAUUCACAAAAAUCCAGAAAAAGCAGAUUAUUAUAAUGGUAAAGGUAUAAAUUCAUGAUAAAUAUUAUUUUUUAGCGAUUGCUUUAAGGUCAAUGAAUAGAUUUUAAGAAGCCUUGGAGAAUUAUGAUUCAGCUAUUCAGAAAAACCCAGAAAAAGCAGAUUAUUAUAAUGGUAAAGGUAUAAAUUAAUAAUGAAUAUUUUUUUUUAGCGAUUGCCUUAAUGUCAAUGAAUAGAUUUGAAGAAGCAUUAGUAUAAUAUGAUUAAGCUAUUGAGAAAAACCCAGAAUAAGCAGAGUAUUUUUAUGGCAAAGGUAUAAAUUCAUGAUAAAUAUUAUUUUUAGCGAUUGCCCUAAGGUCAUUGAAUAGAUUUCUAGAAGCAUUAGCAUGUUAUGAUUCAGCUAUAGAAAAAUAUCCAGAAGAAGCAGAAUAUUAUUAAGGCAAAGGUAUAUUAAUAAUAAAUAUUGUUAUUUAGCCAUUGCCUUAAUGUCAAUGAAUAGAUUUGAAGAAGCAUUAGUAUAAUAUGAUUAAGCUAUUGAGAAAAACCCAGAAUAAGCAGAGUAUUUUUAUGGCAAAGGUAUAAAUAACUAAUGUACAUUUCUUUUAAGCAAUUGCCCUAUUCAAAAUUAAUAGAUUUGAAGAAGCUUAACAAUAUUUUGAUUCAGCCAUUCAUAAAAACCCUGAACAAGCAGAUUAUUAUAAUGUCAAAGGUGUGAAUUCAAGAUAAAUAUUUUUUAGCGAUUGCAUUAUAAACAAUGAAUAGAUUCGAAUCAGCCUUGAAGUAUUUUGAUUAAGCUAUUCAAAAAAACCCAGAAAAUGCAGAUUAUUAUUACUGCAAAGGUAUCGUGAUAGUUAAUUAAUUAUAGCUGGUAAUCUAGAGAAUAUGAAAAGAUUCGAAUAAGCAUUGGUUAAUUACGAUUCUGCGAUUAUGAAAAACCCAGAAGAAGCAGAUUAUUAUAAUGGCAAAGGUAUAAAUUUAUGAUAAAUAUUUUUUUUAGCGAUUGCCUUAAGGUCAAUAAAUAGAUUUCAAGAAGCUUUGGAGAAUCAUGAUUCAGCUAUUCAGAAAAACCCAGAAAAUGCAGAUUAUUAUAAUGGCAAAGGUAUAAAUUAAUAAUCAAUUUUUUUUUUAGCGAUUGCCUUAUACAAAAUGGAUAGAUUUGAAGAAGCUUUACAAUAAUUUGAUUAAGCUAUUCAAAAAAACCCAGAAAAAUCGGAUUAUUAUAAUGGCAAAGGUAUAAAUUAAUAAUGAAUAUUUUUUUUUAGCGAUUGCGUUAAAGAAUAUGAAUAGAUUAGAAUCAGCCUUGGAGUAUUUUGAUUAAGCUAUUCAAAAAAACCCAGAAAAUGCAGAUUAUUAUUACGGCAAAGGUAUAAUGAUAGUGAAUUAAUUAUAGCUGAUAUUCUAAAGAAUUUGAAUAGAUUUGAAGAAGCCUUGGAAAAUUAUGAUUCAGCUAUUCAGAAAAACCCAUANCAUGAUAAAUAUUAUUUUUUAGCGAUUGCUUUAAGGUCAAUGAAUAGAUUUUAAGAAGCCUUGGAGAAUUAUGAUUCAGCUAUUCAGAAAAACCCAGAAAAAGCAGAUUAUUAUAAUGGUAAAGGUAUAAAUUAAUAAUGAAUAUUUUUUUUUAGCGAUUGCCUUAAUGUCAAUGAAUAGAUUUGAAGAAGCAUUAGUAUAAUAUGAUUAAGCUAUUGAGAAAAACCCAGAAUAAGCAGAGUAUUUUUAUGGCAAAGGUAUAAAUAACUAAUGUACAUUUCUUUUAAGCAAUUGCCCUAUUCAAAAUUAAUAGAUUUGAAGAAGCUUAACAAUAUUUUGAUUCAGCCAUUCAUAAAAACCCUGAACAAGCAGAUUAUUAUAAUGUCAAAGGUGUGAAUUCAAGAUAAAUAUUUUUUAGCGAUUGCAUUAUAAACAAUGAAUAGAUUCGAAUCAGCCUUGAAGUAUUUUGAUUAAGCUAUUCAAAAAAACCCAGAAAAUGCAGAUUAUUAUUACUGCAAAGGUAUCGUGAUAGUUAAUUAAUUAUAGCUGGUAAUCUAGAGAAUAUGAAAAGAUUCGAAUAAGCAUUGGUUAAUUACGAUUCUGCGAUUAUGAAAAACCCAGAAGAAGCAGAUUAUUAUAAUGGCAAAGGUAUAAAUUUAUGAUAAAUAUUUUUUUUAGCGAUUGCCUUAAGGUCAAUAAAUAGAUUUCAAGAAGCUUUGGAGAAUCAUGAUUCAGCUAUUCAGAAAAACCCAGAAAAUGCAGAUUAUUAUAAUGGCAAAGGUAUAAAUUAAUAAUCAAUUUUUUUUUUAGCGAUUGCCUUAUACAAAAUGGAUAGAUUUGAAGAAGCUUUACAAUAAUUUGAUUAAGCUAUUCAAAAAAACCCAGAAAAAUCGGAUUAUUAUAAUGGCAAAGGUAUAAAUUAAUAAUGAAUAUUUUUUUUUAGCGAUUGCGUUAAAGAAUAUGAAUAGAUUAGAAUCAGCCUUGGAGUAUUUUGAUUAAGCUAUUCAAAAAAACCCAGAAAAUGCAGAUUAUUAUUACGGCAAAGGUAUAAUGAUAGUGAAUUAAUUAUAGCUGAUAUUCUAAAGAAUUUGAAUAGAUUUGAAGAAGCCUUGGAAAAUUAUGAUUCAGCUAUUCAGAAAAACCCAUAAGAAGCAGAUUAUUAUAGUAGCAAAGGUAUAAAUAAUUAUAAAUAUAUCUUUUUAGCAAUUGCAUUAAGGUCAAUAAAUAGAUUUCAAGAAGCCAUGUAGAAUUAUGAUUCAGCUAUUCAAAAAAACCCAGAAAAUGCAGAUUAUUAUUAUAGCAAAGGUAUAUAUAAUUAUGAAUUUUUUUUUCUAGCUAUUGCUUUAUUCAAAAUGAAUAAAUUUGAAGAAGCCUUGGAAAAUUAAGAUUAAGCUAUUCAAAAAAACCCAGAAGAAGCAGAUUAUUAUAAUAGCAAAGGUAAAAUUUAUUAUUUAUAUUUCUUUUUAGCAAUUGCAUUAAGGUCAAUAAAUAGAUUUCAAGAAGCCUUGUAGAAUUAUGAUUCAGCUAUUCAAAAAAACCCAGAAAAUGCAGAUUAUUAUAAUGGCAAAGGUUAAAAUAAUAAUGAAUAUUUUUUUUUUAGCCAUUGCCUUAAGGUCAAUAAAUAGAUUUGAAGAAGCUUUACAAUAUUAUGAUUCAGCUAUUCAAAAUAACCCAGAAAAUGCAGAUUAUUAUUACGGCAAAGGUAUAAUGAUAGUUAAUUAAUUAUAGCUGAUAUUCUAUACAUUAUGAAUAGAUUUGAAGAAGCUUUGCAAUAUUUUGAUUCAGCUAUUCAAAAAAACCCAGAAAAAGCAGAUUAUUAUAAUGGCAAAGGUAUAAAUUUAUGAUAAAUAUUUUUUUUAGCGAUUGCCUUAAGGUCAAUAAAUAGAUUUGAAGAAGCUUUACAAUAUUAUGAUUCAGCUAUUCAAAAAAACCCAGAAAACACAGAUUAUUAUUACGGCAAAGGUAUAAUGUUAGUUAAUUAAUUAUAGCUGAUAUUCUAUACAUUAUCAAUAAAUUUGAAGAAGCUUUACAAUAUUAUGAUUCAGCUAUUCAGAAAAACCCAGAAAAAGCUGAUUAUUAUAAUGGCAAAGGUAUAAAUUAAUGAUGUAUAUUUCUUUUUAGCAAUUGCCCUAUUCAAAAUGAAUAGAUUUGAAGAAACUUUACAAUAUUUUGAUUCAGCUAUUCAAAAAAACCCAGAAAAUACAGAUUAUUAUUAUUGCAAAGGUAUAAUGAUAGUUAAUUGAUUAUAGCUGAUAUUCUAAAGAAUAUGAAUAGAAUGGAAGAAGCUUUACAAUAUUUUGAUUCAGCUAUUCAGAAAAACCCAGAAAAAGCUGAUUAUUAUAAUGGCAAAGGUAUAAAUUAAUGAUGUAUAUUUCUUUUUAGCAAUUGCCCUAUUCAAAAUGAAUAGAUUUGAAGAAACUUUACAAUAUUUUGAUUCAGCUAUUCACAAAAAUCCUGAAAAAGCAGAUUAUUAUAAUGGCAAAGGUAUAAAUUAAAGAUAAGUUUUUUGUUUAGCGACUGCUUUAUUCAAAAUGAAUAGAUUUCAAGAAGCAUUGCAGUUUUAUGAUUCAGCUAUUCAGAAAAAUCUAGAAUAAGCAGAGUAUUUUAAUGGCAAAGGUAUAAAUAAAUGAUGUAUAUUUCUUUUCAGCAAUUACUCUAUUCAAAAUGAAUAGAUAUGAAGAAGCUUUAGAAUAAUUUGAUUAAGCUAUUCUUAAGAACCCAAAAAAUGCAGACUAUUAUAUUGGUAAAGGUAUUUAUUUAUCUUAAAUUUUCAAGCCAUUGCUCUAUCACAUUUGUCAAACUUUGAUUCAGCUUUGAAAUAUUGUAAAUGUGCAAUUUUGAAAGACCCAAAUAAUGCCAAUUAUCAAUUGGUUGAAAGUAAUAUUUCUUAUUUUAAUAAAUAGAUUAAUUAAAAUUAAACAACCAUAAAUUUAAUAAUUAUUGAAC
This is a messenger RNA of Paramecium pentaurelia, 4978 nucleotides long. The record is from the annotation of a GenBank genome assembly. Lineage: Eukaryota; Ciliophora; Oligohymenophorea; Peniculida; Parameciidae.